CGGUUCACCCGGCACAGGGUGGUCAGGGUACUCAAUGUGUGCUCAACUUGUACGUAAACAAUCCGCGAAAUAGUUUUGUAAUUACAGGUACUAUAAAUUAUAAUAUACGGAUUGUGUACAAGGGGUCGCACAAAGAGCCAUGGAGGAAAUAUGCCGGGUGUGCCUGGGGCACUACGAUGACAUGGUCAACAUAUUCGAGGGAACGCUAGGACUGGUACCUUCUAUUCCGGACAUGAUAGCCGAGUGGUCCGGCUACCGGGUGGAGAAAGGAGACUCGCUGCCCGAAAGCAUAUGCCUGGGCUGCUUGGAAGACGCCCAGAACGCUUUCGAGAUCCAGCAGACCUCCGAGAUGGGACACCAACUGCUGUGCCAGGUCAAGGCAGCGGACCGCAUCGGGAAUGCUCUGCGAAAGGAGGAAUACUUCACAAUAUCAGACUCUGAAAGUGAGGCAUCGAGGACUGGCCAUCCACUCAAGGACACAGCAUUCGCGGCAAACCCACCAAACAAGGAAACAAAUGCCCAGCAAUUCGAUAGCCCUACUGUGGAGCUGAACUCCUUGGAGGAUGAGUUGUGCCGCGGCCAACCUGACCCAUCCAUGUACCAGUUUUCGGAGGACAGCAACAGCAAGAUAUCAGUUGGUGACGUCGAACCACCAAAUGGCUAUGUUCAGGAUGAAGUCUGUGAAAUAUCAGACGAUGAAACCAAGUCAUCAGAUUGUCAAAUUCAAGAGGACGCCAAGGGUGAAGUAUCAGUCAAGAAAGAUGAGUCUCCCCAUAGUAAAGUUGGCAAUAAUGAUAUGGAGGAUAAUGAAGGGCGGCCGCACAAGUGCCCCCUCUGUGCCAAAACCUUUGCACGCCAUUGUAGUUAUAAGAAUCACCUGAGGACCCAUGCGGAGGAUGCGGACUCUGCCUCAGAAGCCAGUACUUACAUUCCAAGUGACAAACGGAAAGGUCCACGUAAAUCGGAUCCAGCGCAGGAGUCUGUAAAGGAUAGCACUUCUUCCAAGUCCGACGACGAACCCUACCGUCCAAACCAAUCCGGUGCGGAGCAAUAUAAGCGGGUUGACUCAAGUGAGCGCCCAUUUCAGUGUAAACUGUGCCAGAAGACGUUUCAGCGCAAAGCGGGUGUGAUAGUACACUUGCGGGUACACACGGGCGAACGGCCCUAUAAAUGUAGCCUAUGCCCCAGUGCUUUUAAGCAGCAGAUUGACGUUAAACGACACAUGUUGACCCACACAAAGGAACGACCGCACAAGUGCCACCUGUGCGACAUGGACUUUACGCAUCCCUCUGCCCUGAAGGUGCACCUCCUCGACCACAAGGGAGAAAGACCAUUUAAGUGCAAGCGAUGCCCGAAAACUUUUAGGUUCAAUGCUUGUCUGAAAAUACACAUGCGAGAUCACACUGGCGAACGGCCGUACAAAUGUGGCAAAUGCUCGAAGAGUUUUAAGCUUAGAAUAGAUUUGGGGCGACACCCAUGUUCAGGAAAGAGAUAUGAGCUGAAGCAAAUUAGAAGCCGAAUGCCUCGAAAAAAACCUCUGCUUCUGUGCGAUUUCUGUCCCAAGGUUUUUGUCCACAAAAGUUCAUUGACAGUGCACCUCCGGGUGCACACAGUAGAACGGCCAUAUAAAUGUGAUCAGUGCACCAGCACUUUUAAGCACCGCAUCGACCUAAAGCGGCACAUGUCAACCCACACAAAGGAGCGGCCGUACAAGUGUUCGCAGUGCGACGCGACCUUUUGGCAUCACCUGACCCUCAAGGUACACGUGCGGGAUCACUCGGGACUUAAGCCCUAUAAAUGCGAUCAUUGCCCAAAGGCUUUUAGGUAUCGCACGUCUCUCAAAGCACACAUCGAUGUUCACUCGAAAGAAAAGUCCUAUGAUUGUGACGAAUGCCAUAGACGUUUCACCCAUCUUUCCAACCUUAAGCGUCACAGGACUAUGGGUCACAAUCGAAAUUUCAAGGUAAAAAACAACCUGGAGGAACACCUUAAGACCCAUUCGAGUGAGAAACCCUUUAAAUGUAAUCGCUGUCAAAGGACUUUUAAGAUGUAUUCCUCGUUCAAGGCGCACAAAAGUGUACACAUAGGAGAAAAGCCGCAUAAAUGUCCUUAUUGUUCGAAAGUAUUUGCCUAUCAAGCCUCUCUGACGUCGCACAUCCGGUCCCACUCGAAGUUAUGAAGUAGCUAAUGGCCAUCGUGUUUUACGCACCUAUUCCACCUCAGGGAAAAAUAAAAAUAAAUGUAGAUUUA
Molecule: messenger RNA, 2250 nt
Organism: Drosophila biarmipes
Lineage: Eukaryota; Metazoa; Arthropoda; Insecta; Diptera; Drosophilidae
Product: zinc finger protein 883
Exons: 2
Coding region: 140-2179 (679 amino acids)
Biological process (GO): regulation of transcription by RNA polymerase II
Cellular component (GO): nucleus
Molecular function (GO): RNA polymerase II cis-regulatory region sequence-specific DNA binding; zinc ion binding; DNA-binding transcription activator activity, RNA polymerase II-specific
Source: RefSeq, a predicted model, not a curated record